Messenger RNA from Elephantulus edwardii (Cape elephant shrew), 526 nucleotides. RefSeq names its product 60S acidic ribosomal protein P0-like. Gene Ontology annotation, molecular function: structural constituent of ribosome; large ribosomal subunit rRNA binding. NCBI's taxonomy places the organism in Eukaryota, Metazoa, Chordata, Mammalia, Macroscelidea, Macroscelididae. The record is from RefSeq and is a predicted model, not a curated record. Gene Ontology annotation, cellular component: cytosolic large ribosomal subunit. The transcript has 9 exons. The annotation marks the transcript as partial. Gene Ontology annotation, biological process: cytoplasmic translation; ribosomal large subunit assembly.
AUGAAGGAAGUGGUGCCCAGGGAAGACAGGGCAAACUGGAAGUCCAAAUACUUCCUUAAGAUCAUUCAACUUCUGGAUGAUUAUCUGAAAUGCUUCAUCGUGGGUGCAGACAAUGUCGGCUCCAAGCAGAUGCAGCAGAUCCGCAUGUCCCUCCGCGGCAAGGCUGUGGUUCUGAUGGGCAAGAACACCAUGAUGCGCAAGGCCAUCCGGGGCCACCUGGACAUCAACCUAGCCUUGGAGAAGCUGCUGCCUCAUAUCCGGGGAAACGUGGGGUUUGUGUUCAUCAAAGAGGAUCUCACAGAGAUCAGGGACAUGCUGCUGGCCAACAAGGUGCCAGCUGCUGCCCGUGCUGGUGCCAUUGCUCCGUGGAAUAUGAAUGAAGAUAAAGGGAAUAUGAAUGAAGACAAAGGAGAAAUGAAGUCACAUUUUGUGAAAGAGUUGAUAAAGAAAUUUGAAGGGAAUAUGAAUAAAGAUAAAGAAGAAAUGAAAUCAGAGUUUUUGAAAGGGAAUAUGAAUGAAGAUAAAG